CAAGUGACUCCAGAGCAGCAAACCGGCACUUCCAGGGUUCAAGAGCGUCAAGGGGUCGCUGCGUCUUGCCUAGAUAAAAUUUUAUGCACAGUUCCUUUAGGAGCCCUUAAAAUCUUCAAGGCUUUCACAGAGGAAGACACAUUUGACGUGGAAACUUGGUUCUUCGCGAAAGCCACGACUCUGAUCUGCUGAUUCAUAGAGGUGACAAACAUGGCGGGAGGAAAGGCGCCACGCAAAGCUUCUAGCAGGACCCCUCACCAGUUCACUGGCAUUGAGUUUCAGAAAAGCAAGGGGCAGCACAUCUUAAAAAACCCUUUAGUGGUGCAAUCGAUUGUACAAAAGGCGGGCAUAAAGUCCACUGAUGUCGUUCUAGAAAUUGGGCCCGGAACGGGAAAUCUUACGGUCAAACUCCUGGAAGCGGCCAAGAAGGUGAUUGCAGUGGAGCUGGAUCCUCGCAUGGUGUUGGAGCUCCAGCGAAGAAUGCAGGGGACAUCGUAUGCAGAUCAUCUGCAGAUUAUCCAGGGUGACAUCCUCAAGACACAGCUGCCCUACUUCGACGUGUGCGUAGCCAACAUCCCAUACCAGAUCUCCUCCCCCAUCGUUUUCAAGCUACUCUCCCACCGCCCCCUCUUCCGCUGUGCCGUCAUCAUGUUCCAACGCGAAUUUGCCAUGCGGCUUUUAGCCAAGCCAGGGGAGUCGCUGUACUGCCGGCUGUCGGUCAACACGCAGCUCCUGUCCAGAGUGGACCACUUACUUAAGGUCGGCAAGAACAACUUCCGGCCACCCCCCAAAGUCGACUCGUCGGUGGUGCGGAUCGAGCCGCGGAACCCGCUGCCGCCCGUGAACCUCAAGGAGUGGGACGGCCUGGUGCGCCUGUGUUUCAGCCGGAAGAACAAGACGCUGGGCGCCAUCUUCAGACAAAAGAACGUGCUCUUGCUACUAGAAAACAAUUACAAGACGUACCAAGCUUUACAAGCAGUUAGUGAGCCUUCUGCAGGACAGACUGCGGAUGUAAAUAUGCUGGCGGACGAUGCGGAAGAAGGGGACGAUGCAAUUGACACAGGAACUGCAGCCAUGGAUACAGAUGUGCCGGAGGACGAUCUUGUGCUGAAAGGAAAGGAGGGGCUUGCAAAAGUCAAAGAGCUGGCUUUGCAAGUUCUCAAGGCAAAUGACUUCGAAGACAAGCGGUCCUCGAAGCUCCAGCAAGACGACUUCUUGAGACUUUUAGCUGUCUUCAAUGAACAGGGUAUUCACUUCGCUUAAAUAUACGAAGCUGGACCCUCACAAAAGAUUUUCCUUCCCAGCCGGUUAGUGCAUGGCACCCAUGCGCGUUUUCAACCCACCAGUUAUUGGCUGACAAAAGUAAGCUGGCGUACAUGUAUAUAUUGGACGCAAGUUUGCAGGACUUAAUAGAUGGCUAGAUUGGUGAAGUAAUGGAUCUUGAUGUGGCCAUAAGCCUGCCCGACAAGAGGCUGUUUGCAUAGUAAGUUUGCAAUGCACGGAAACACGAUGAAGCGCAAGCAAAGGUAAACUUGGCCCAAUCUUGGCG
Molecule: messenger RNA, 1549 nt
Organism: Klebsormidium nitens
Lineage: Eukaryota; Viridiplantae; Streptophyta; Klebsormidiophyceae; Klebsormidiales; Klebsormidiaceae
Source: the annotation of a GenBank genome assembly